Molecule: messenger RNA, 1375 nt
Organism: Mytilinidion resinicola
Lineage: Eukaryota; Fungi; Ascomycota; Dothideomycetes; Mytilinidiales; Mytilinidiaceae
Product: alpha/beta-hydrolase
Exons: 3
Coding region: 440-1375 (311 amino acids)
Molecular function (GO): feruloyl esterase activity
Source: RefSeq, a predicted model, not a curated record
AACGCUGGUUUUACCAGAAAAAUUCCUGCGGUGGAGCAUUGCACGAUCAGCAACCACGGCCCUAUGGAGCGUAGCUGCAAAAGAAGAGUCCCGAUAGGGCAAAAGAGAAACCUGAAGCACAAUAUCUACAUCGAGUUAGCGACCUGCACCUCUCCCGUAAAUUGUUGCAGGGUUACCCCAUUGUACUGAGUCGCGGCGAAUUGGCAUCCAGAAUAGGGCUGAGCUUGGGCUGAACUCAGCUCCCUUGCUGACCAUCCAUGCGGCUCUUUUCACCACAAAAAAGCCUCAUGACCACUAUUUUGGGGAUGUGGUGCUGACACCGAGGUGCACUGUUUGCCAAUCCCUUCGAUUCCAAGCGGACGCUCCCUCUGAUUAUUUUGCAUGUGCCCGCCCCAACGUGUCAUUGCUUCCUUAAUAUAGAAUCCCCCAUGGUGAAACCAUGCAUGGUAACGUGUAUAUCUGCAGUACCUGCAUCUGCCUGUCGCUUUGCGGAAUAAGUAGCAAUCGUCAGCUUCAUGAACCCAAAACAAACAUGAAGCUCUCAACCUUCUUCCUCCCUUCCCUCUCUCUCCUUGUCGCAUGCGCCCAAUGCGCCUCACAAACUGGGGGCUGUGGCCAGCCUCUACCUACCGGGGUCAAACCCGGCGUGCUCGCAGCAUCAAACACCCCUCUGCACAUCAACAGCGGAAACCGAAAACGAACAUACCUCGUCCACGUACCUGAAAAGUACGACGUCAACAGCGCCGUGCCUCUGAUUCUCUCCUUCCACGGCCGCGCCAAGACCGCAACAGAGCAGGAGGGGCUGUCUCAAUUCUCAAACUCGUCGUACAACCCUGACGGCAUCGCCGUGUACCCCGAGGGUGUACCAGACAAAAACGGCACCCAGCAAUGGACCGGCGAUCCCGACGCCCCCGCCGACAUCGACGACAUCCUCUUUACGUCUGACCUGAUCGACCACCUCCUCAGCCGCUACUGCAUCGACCCUUCACGCGUCUACGCAGCCGGGAAAUCCAACGGCGGUGGUCUCGUGGGCCUGCUCGCUUGCGAUGUCGGUACUUCAUCAAAGAUCGCGGCUUUCGCUGCUGUAUCCGGUGCGUUUUACCUCAACGAAUCGACGGGCGAGCUACCGCCAUGCAAGCCCGCUCGCGUGCCGAUCCCGAUCCUGGAGACGCAUGGAUUGAAAGACCACACGAUAAACUACACCGGCGGGCCUGACGCGUCGAACCGUGGAGAUACGAUACCCAUAGUAUCGUGGGUGGACGACUGGGCGACGCGGGAUGGUUUCGAGGUUGAUACGAAUAAGACGACGACGUUGUGCGGCGACGGAGCUAGGACGGUGAAGCGGUAUAACUGGGAGGAAACUGUGUUGUAUUGA